AGUUGUUGCCACUUGACGGCUAAUGAUGACAUGUCAACAACAAACAUGGCAACCGGCAGCAACUAUUGGGAAGAUUUGCGUAAACAGGCCAGACAGCUGGAAAAUGAGCUGGACCUCAAGCUGGUCUCCUUCAGUAAGCUCUGCACCAGCUACAGCAGCAGCAGCAACCGGGACCAGCGGACAAGAGACAGCAGGUCUGAUUCUGUUGGCUCAUCUCAAGACAACAUGCUCGUGGCCAUGACUACUGAGCUGGAGCAGCUGUUGGCCAAUCUCACAGCAGUCAAUGACAAGAUGGCAGAAUACACAAACACACCAGGAAUGUCAUUACAUAAUGCAGCGUUGAUGCACACCCUACAGAGACACAGAGACAUUUUACAGGACUAUACUCAUGAGUUCCACAAAACCAAAAGCAACUUCUUCAGCCUGCGAGAGCGAGAGGACCUACUAGGCUCUGUCCACAGAGACAUUGAGUCCUAUAAGAGCGGCACAGGAGUGAAUAACAGGAGGACUGAGCUCUUCCUAAAGGAACAUGAACAUCUCAGAAACUCAGAUAGUCUUAUCGACAAUGCAAUAAGUAUCGCCAUGGCUACCAAAGAGAACAUCACAUUUCAGCGUGGGAUGUUGAAGUCCAUUCAAACCAGGGUCACAACUUUGGCUAAUCGUUUCCCCACCAUCAACAGCCUCAUCCAGAAAAUCAAUUUGCGCAAGAGGCGGGACUCUUUAAUCCUAGGCGGGGUGAUCGGCGUCUGCACCAUACUCCUGUUGCUCUACACUUUCCACUGAUUCGCCGAUCGACUGACGGACUCUCACUUUUGUUCAGAACACAAAGAAAUAUUCAUUGUAUCUCAAGACUUUUUAAAAAAGUUUUCAUAUUGUAAUUUACUCUCCUUAAGAAAGGAUUUUAUUUUGAAAAGAAAAAUAUAUCUCAUUAAAAACAAAGUCUUAAUUGAAAUUGUCUCAUCUGUCAGAUUGGAGAGUUUAUUUAUUUUCUGAAUUAUAAUAACAUUUCCAUUGUGGGAUUUAUAUAUUGCUGCUUAUAUCCUGUUGUAAUUUUAGCUCUUUAUAAAUGAAUGAAG
Messenger RNA from Epinephelus moara (kelp grouper), 1076 nucleotides. RefSeq names its product Golgi SNAP receptor complex member 1-like. Lineage: Eukaryota; Metazoa; Chordata; Actinopteri; Perciformes; Serranidae. The transcript is spliced from 9 exons. Bases 31 to 783 code for a protein of 250 amino acids. Gene Ontology annotation, biological process: endoplasmic reticulum to Golgi vesicle-mediated transport; vesicle fusion. Gene Ontology annotation, cellular component: Golgi medial cisterna; cis-Golgi network; SNARE complex. Gene Ontology annotation, molecular function: SNAP receptor activity. The record is from RefSeq and is a predicted model, not a curated record.